AUGGAGAUAACACAGAACAGACCGUCCUUGUACGGGGAUAUCGCUCACGUUCUGGGAUUCUGGACAGAGCGAUCGGCAGUGCACCAGGCAGCUGCGCAAGGCCAGGCGGCACAGUUGCAGCAGCUGAUCCGCGACGGGGCGGCCGUCAACGCCGUGGCCGACGAUUCUAUCACGCCUUUGCACGAGGCCUGCAUCCAGGGACACGCCCGCUGUGUCGCACUGCUUCUAGCUGCCGGGGCACAGGUGGACGCUCGCAACAUAGACGGAAGCACUCCCCUGUGCGACGCCUGCUCGGCCGGGAGCCUGGAAUGUGUCAAGUUGCUGCUCGAGUACGGUGCAGCCGUCAACCCACCGCUCUUCACAUUUUCGCCACUCCACGAGGCCUGCAUGGGUGGAAAUUCAGACUGUGUGGAGCUGCUGAUCCGGCACGGAGCCUCGAUGGAGGCUCACGACUGUCACUACGGAACGCCGCUCCAUGUUGCCUGUGCCAGGAAGCAGUACGACUGUGCUAAACUCCUACUCAAUGCAGGGGCGAAUGUAAACGCUGCAAAGCUUCACGAGACCGCGCUCCAUCAUGCCGCCAAGAAUCGCGACGUCAACCUGAUCGAGCUUUUGGUGGAGUUUGGCGCCGAUUUGCACGCACGAGACAACUUGGACAGGAAAGCCAUCCAGUACACGACGCUCGGAUCGCCUUCGCAUUGCUGCUUUCGCUUUUAUGAGGACACACCGUUGAGCCUCCAGCAGACAGCGCGUGUGGCUCUGAGAAGGAUGCUGGGUGUGAAGGCGCUCCACAUUUUUCCCAAGUUGGAUUUACCCAAUCGCAUGGUCGCCUUUCUGUCAUACACGCCACCUCCUGUCUUUGAAGUCUAA
Messenger RNA from Nerophis lumbriciformis (worm pipefish), 870 nucleotides. Lineage: Eukaryota; Metazoa; Chordata; Actinopteri; Syngnathiformes; Syngnathidae. The record is from RefSeq and is a predicted model, not a curated record.